CUCGUCCGAAUGUGGCUCCGACGAUAAAAAGCGAGCCGUCAUGUUUCUGUCCCUCCCUCUCUGCCUCUGUCCGUCGGCCAGGCUGCUGCUGCACUCAACCUCCCCGGAACAAAACACCCGAAAGCAACCAUGUCUGAGAAACUUCCCUACAAAGUUGCCGACAUCAGCCUGGCUGAAUGGGGACGUAAGGCCAUCGAUAUCGCUGAGAACGAGAUGCCCGGCCUCAUGAAGAUGAGGGAGAUGUACGGUCAGUCCAAGCCUCUGAAGGGCGCUCGUAUCGCCGGCUGCCUCCACAUGACCCUGCAGACCGCCGUGCUCAUCGAGACCCUCAUGGCCCUCGGUGCUGAGGUUCAGUGGUCCAGCUGCAACAUUUUCUCCACUCAGGAUCAUGCUGCCUCUGCCAUUGCCAAGGCUGGAAUUCCAGUGUAUGCAUGGAAGGGUGAGACCGAUGAGGAGUAUGUGUGGUGCAUUGAACAGACCCUGUACUUCAAAGACGGUAAGCCCCUUAACAUGAUCCUAGAUGAUGGAGGAGACCUCACCAACCUGGUCCACCAGAAGUACCCUGAACUGCUGCCAGGUAUCCGUGGAGUGUCAGAGGAGACUACUACAGGUGUCCACAACCUGUACAAGAUGAUGAAGAAGGGCGAGCUGAAGAUCCCCGCCAUCAACGUCAACGACUCUGUCACCAAGAGUAAGUUUGACAACCUGUACGGCUGCAGGGAGAGUCUCAUCGACGGUAUCAAGCGAGCCACCGACGUGAUGAUUGCUGGUAAAGUUGCCGUGGUGGCAGGCUACGGUGACGUCGGCAAGGGCUGCGUCCAGGCUCUGCGUGGGUUCGGCGCUCGUGUCAUCAUCACUGAAAUCGACCCUAUCAACGCCCUGCAGGCUGCCAUGGAGGGUUAUGAGGUUACCACCAUGGAUGAGGCUUGUAAGGAAGGAAACAUCUUUGUCACCACCACUGGCUGUGAAGACAUCAUCAUGGGACACCACUUUGAGAACAUGAAGGACGAUGCCAUCGUUUGUAACAUUGGACACUUUGACUGUGAGAUCGAUGUCAGCUGGCUCAACAAAAACGCUGCUCAGAAGAUCAAUGUCAAGCCUCAGGUUGAUCGCUAUCGUUUGAAGAACGGCCGUCACGUCAUCAUCCUGGCAGAGGGCAGACUGGUCAACCUGGGAUGUGCCAUGGGACACCCAUCUUUCGUCAUGAGCAACUCCUUCACCAAUCAGGUGCUGGCUCAGAUCGAGUUAUGGACGAACACCUCCAAAUACCCUCUUGGAGUCUACUUCUUGCCCAAGAAGCUGGAUGAGCAAGUGGCAGCUGCCCACUUGGAUAAACUGGGGGUGAAGCUCACCAAGCUGACAGACAAGCAGGCCAAGUACCUGGGCCUGCCCGCCGAGGGGCCCUUCAAACCGGACCACUAUCGCUACUGAGCUCCCGCUGCCAGCCUGGGGAAGUGAAGAAGAAGAAAGAGGAGGAGGAGGUGUGGCCAGAACAUUUUUGGUGUAGCAGGGUUUGGUGGGUGGGAGCACUGGGAGGGUUUAACCCAGGUUGCACUCUGGGUGCGAUGUUUGGUUUUCAGCUGCCAAAUCUCAAUGAUUCAGGGACACAAACGGACAGUUCUUGUGUUUGUUUUUCGCUUUAAAUAACCUCUUACAUCCAACCGCUAAAGACAUUUACUUCACAAGUUGCAUCUCUGCCUAUCCAAGCGGUCAGGCAUGGCUGAAGUUUGGAACCUUGUUCUGCUAUUCAAAGGCGAAAUCAAGCGUUAUCUGCUCACCUGCUAGUGUUAAAUGAAUAACUUGUGGUCGACUUACUGGUAGUUAACUGCAUCUACGCAAAGCUUCCAUCAGUAGCUUUAUGUAGGAGUUUGUGGACAUUGGAAGGAGGAACAUAUUACAUGUUAGUUUAUCUCAUCUUACUUUGCGCUGACACACCAAUAUCCUCGGCCGUCUCUCCUCUUUCUCAUCAACGCUCUUCUGAAACACCAAGUGCUUCUGUGGCUGUAAAAGACAAUUCCUCCUGUUUAUGUCAUUCCCUCUCCAUUUAUGGAAUAAAAUAAACCCUGAUCCUUUUCUAUCUAAACUCAUCUGUCCGUCUCAUAGCGGCUCGAGGUGGAAGGUGACAGAACAGGUUUUUCUUCUGUAUCUUGACGAAUCGAGGCAAACGGUUUUAGCGUUCAGCAGCCUUAUUCCAGUGUUUUCACAUUAACACUGCUCUGUGUUGGCACUUAAUUACAACUGUACUUGAAUUGUGUAAGAAACUGAAGAUGCUCAUGAAGUGAUUACUGGGUGUGUUUACUGCUUGUCCAGGUUGAUCGGUAGAAAGACGCGCUGCCGCCAAAGUAACCACCAAAGCACGUUAUGUUUUUUUUGCCUGAUUUCUAAGAGUCUUAUUGAUUUUGUUGCCUCAUUUUCUUCCUUUUGUUGUGAUUAUUUAAUCUGACUUGAAGGGCCAAAACAUGUGCGACGCCCCCCUCACCCUCGAUUCUUUUCAUUAUUCACUGCAGCCAAUCAGGCUCUUCAGAUGCAGGGUGAUGCUGAAGUGGUCAUCUCGUCUCUCAACGGUUAUAGACUGAAGUUCAGCUGCUUGUAAAUGAUGGAUUGAUGUUGAAACUAUCAAGUGACAAUGGAAAAAAUAAAAAACAAAAGUCAAA
This is a messenger RNA of Amphiprion ocellaris (clown anemonefish), 2654 nucleotides long. It is a transcript of the gene ahcy, whose product is annotated as adenosylhomocysteinase. Gene Ontology annotation, molecular function: adenosylhomocysteinase activity. Lineage: Eukaryota; Metazoa; Chordata; Actinopteri; Pomacentridae. The transcript is spliced from 11 exons. The record is from RefSeq and is a predicted model, not a curated record. Gene Ontology annotation, cellular component: cytosol. The coding region runs from base 130 to 1431 and encodes 433 amino acids. Gene Ontology annotation, biological process: L-methionine cycle.